This is a messenger RNA of Lucilia sericata (common green bottle fly), 876 nucleotides long. RefSeq names its product extensin-like. Bases 131 to 769 code for a protein of 212 amino acids. The transcript is spliced from 2 exons. The record is from RefSeq and is a predicted model, not a curated record. NCBI's taxonomy places the organism in Eukaryota, Metazoa, Arthropoda, Insecta, Diptera, Calliphoridae.
AUCAAGAAAAGUGAAGUUUUAUCGUUAUUUAAUUGGUACUUUUUAAAUCUUAUAAUAUUGAACUUGGAACUUUUUUGAUUUUCUGCAUUAUUGAACCUAAAAACAUAAAAUUAGACAUAAUGUAGAUGGUAUGUUCAUUAUGAAGAAAGAUAUUCUAAAGGCUGGAAUGAAUGACAUUAUAAAAGGUAAUAACCGACGUGGUCGUGGACGGUCACGUACGACAAGAGGUGGAUGGCGUUCCCAAGUUCCUGAUGUUGCACUCUAUCAGCGUGCAACGGUUUGGCCGCAACAAAAUUAUAAUGCCACGUACGGUCAGCCACCUAUAGUUUUAUUACCUCCAGAAUACAUCGCACCAACUCAUUUAGAACAAUAUAUUCCAACACAAUAUUAUGAUUACUUUUCAUCUUAUCCCCAGUAUGAAUAUAACCAUCAGCAAUAUUAUAAUCAACAACCAACUUAUAUGCCAUAUCCCCCAGUGCACGCAAUACCACGCUCCACCCUUCCCUCAGCAACAACAACAGCACCACCACUACCUCAAACAACAGCACCACCUCCGCCACCAACAAUAGCACCACCACCGCCACCAAUAACAGCACCACCAUCGUCAGAAGCAACACCAACAUUAGCACCACCUCCGCCACCAUCGUCACAACCGCCACCAACAGCAGCAACACUGCCGCCAAACUCAGAACCAUCUUUGGAUACAUCUCAACCAUCGGUUGAGAACAGUUCAGAUGGAACAUCAUCAAACAAAUGUGUAAUCGCGUAAACACUAAUGGGUAAUUUUUUAAUUAAGAAAAAUACAUUUUAUUCAACAUAUGAAGUUAAAUUUAUCUUUUAUAUUAUAAUUUUUAUUAAAAUAAAAUACAUACAAAU